Messenger RNA from Oryza brachyantha (malo sina), 1662 nucleotides. RefSeq names its product cysteine protease 1-like. Gene Ontology annotation, molecular function: cysteine-type endopeptidase activity. Lineage: Eukaryota; Viridiplantae; Streptophyta; Magnoliopsida; Poales; Poaceae. The record is from RefSeq and is a predicted model, not a curated record. Gene Ontology annotation, cellular component: lysosome. The transcript has 3 exons. The coding region runs from base 88 to 1521 and encodes 477 amino acids.
UUGAUCAACGUCCAGCCUUUUUCACGAACGCGACACGGUUCAUCGAUUCGGGCAGUUUCCGGCGGGUGACGUGACGUGACGAGAACCAUGGCGAGCGGCGGUGGCGGCAAGCUGGUCGCAGCCGCGUCGGCCAUGGUCUGCUUCCUCCUCCUCCUCCUGGCCGCCUGCUGCUCUUCUCCCGCGACGGCGGCCGCGCCGGACAUCAUGUCGAUCAUCUCGUACAACGCGGAGCACGGCGUGCGCGGGCUGGGUCUGGUGGAGCGGACGGAGGCCGAGGCGCGCGCCGCCUACGACAUGUGGGUCGCGCAGCACGGCCGCCGCUCGGACGGCGGCGUGCUCGGCGGCGACCACGAGCGCCGGUUCCGCGUGUUCUGGGACAACCUCAGGUUCGUCGACGCCCACAACGCCCGCGCCGACGAGCACGGCGGGUUCCGCCUCGGGAUGAACCGCUUCGCCGACCUCACCAACGACAAGUUCCACGCCGCCUACCUCGCCGCCACGGCGCCCGCCGGCAGGGGGCGCCACGUCGGGGAGACGUACCGCCACGACGGCGUCGAGACGCUGCCGGACUCCGUCGACUGGAGGGACCAGGGCGCCGUCGCUCCCAUCAAGAACCAAGGCCAAUGCGGUAGCUGCUGGGCGUUCUCGGCGGUCGCCGCGGUGGAAGGAAUCAACAAGAUCGUCGCCGGCGAUCUGGUGACGCUGUCGGAGCAGGAGCUGGUGGAAUGCGCGAGGAACGGGGCGAACAGCGGGUGCAACGGCGGGAUGAUGGACGACGCGUUCGCCUUCAUCGCCAGGAACGGCGGCAUCGACACGGAGAAGGACUACCCGUACACGGCCAUGGACGGCAGGUGCAACCUCGCGAAGAAGAGCCGCAAGGUGGUCUCCAUCGACGGCUUCGAGGACGUCCCGGAGAACGACGAGCUCUCGCUGCAGAAGGCCGUGGCGCACCAGCCCGUGAGCGUCGCCAUCGACGCCGGCGGCCGCGAGUUCCAGCUCUACGACUCCGGCGUGUUCACCGGCCGCUGCGGCACGUCGCUGGACCACGGCGGGGUGGCGGUGGGGUACGGCACGGACGCCGCCGGCCGCGGCUACUGGACGGUGCGCAACUCGUGGGGCCCCCACUGGGGCGAGCACGGCUACAUCCGAAUGGAGCGCAACGUCACCGCGCGCACCGGCAAGUGCGGCAUCGCCAUGGCGGCGUCCUACCCGGUCAAGAAGGGGCCCAACCCGAAGCCGUCACCGUCACCGUCACCGCCGGCGCCAUCGCCGCCGUCCCCGGCUCGGCAAUGCGACCGCCACAACAAGUGCCCCGCGGGGACCACGUGCUGCUGCAACUACGGCAUCAGGAACCACUGCCUCGUGUGGGGAUGCUGCCCCGCCGAGGGCGCCACCUGCUGCAAGGAUCACUCAUCCUGCUGCCCCAAGGACUAUCCCGUCUGCAACGCCAAGGCUCGCACUUGCUCCAAGAGCAAGAACAGCGUGGAGCCCCUGACCCAGACUCCGACGAUGAAGACAUAGAAAAGAUAUAGACCAAGAAUCCGUUUUUAUUAUCGAUGUCUUUUUCAGAACUUGUAAACAGUUUAAGGUUACUGAUUUAUCAAACAGCUCAUGGCUUUUUUAGUUUUUUUAAUCAAUCACGUCAAUUUUAUCAUCAAACGC